AAGCAGGCAGUCCGCGAGCUCUAGCCGCUGCUGCCGACGCCGCCAGCAGCAGCCUUUGCGAGUAGCGCCGCGGCGGAUCCGGGCGCAGGGGAGCUAGCCCGGCCCCGCCAGCCCAGGCCAGUCCAGCUCGACUCUCUCUCCACGCCGGGGCAGUAGCAGCAGCAGCCGCCGCCGCCGCCCGGAGAGAAGGUGGAGGAAGAAAUCCAGCCCCUAGCACGCGCGCACCAUCAUGGACCAUUAUGAUUCCCAGCAAACCAACGACUACAUGCAGCCCGAAGAGGACUGGGAUCGAGACCUGCUCCUGGAUCCGGCCUGGGAGAAGCAGCAGAGAAAGACGUUCACGGCGUGGUGCAACUCCCACCUGCGCAAGGCCGGGACGCAGAUCGAGAACAUUGAGGAGGACUUCCGGGAUGGCCUGAAGCUCAUGCUGCUGCUGGAGGUCAUCUCAGGGGAGCGCCUGGCCAAGCCGGAGAGAGGCAAAAUGAGGGUGCACAAGAUCUCCAAUGUCAACAAGGCCCUGGACUUCAUAGCCAGUAAGGGAGUCAAGCUGGUGUCCAUCGGAGCUGAAGAAAUCGUGGAUGGGAAUGCGAAAAUGACCCUGGGCAUGAUCUGGACCAUCAUCCUUCGCUUUGCCAUCCAGGACAUCUCUGUGGAAGAGACCUCGGCGAAGGAGGGGCUGCUCUUGUGGUGUCAGAGAAAGACAGCCCCUUAUAAAAACGUCAACAUCCAGAACUUCCACAUAAGCUGGAAGGACGGCCUUGGCUUCUGUGCCUUGAUCCACCGACACCGGCCUGAGCUGAUUGACUACGGGAAGCUGCGGAAGGACGAUCCCCUCACAAAUCUGAACACGGCCUUCGACGUGGCAGAGAAGUACCUGGACAUCCCCAAGAUGCUAGAUGCUGAAGACAUCGUCGGGACCGCCCGACCGGAUGAGAAAGCCAUCAUGACUUAUGUGUCCAGCUUCUACCACGCCUUCUCUGGUGCCCAGAAGGCAGAGACAGCAGCCAAUCGUAUCUGCAAGGUGCUGGCCGUCAACCAGGAGAAUGAGCAGCUCAUGGAAGACUACGAGAAGCUGGCCAGUGAUCUGCUGGAGUGGAUCCGCCGCACCAUCCCGUGGCUGGAGAACCGGGCGCCCGAGAACACCAUGCAGGCCAUGCAGCAGAAGCUGGAGGACUUCCGCGACUACCGGCGCCUGCACAAGCCGCCCAAGGUGCAGGAGAAGUGCCAGCUGGAGAUCAACUUCAACACGCUGCAGACCAAGCUGCGCCUCAGCAACCGGCCCGCCUUCAUGCCCUCCGAGGGCAGGAUGGUCUCGGAUAUCAACAAUGCCUGGGGCUGCCUGGAGCAGGCGGAGAAGGGCUACGAGGAGUGGCUGCUGAAUGAGAUCCGGAGGCUGGAGCGGCUGGACCACCUGGCAGAGAAGUUCCGGCAGAAGGCCUCCAUCCACGAGGCCUGGACGGAUGGCAAAGAGGCCAUGCUGCGGCAGAAGGAUUAUGAGACGGCCACCCUCUCGGAGAUCAAGGCCCUGCUCAAGAAGCACGAAGCCUUCGAGAGCGACCUGGCCGCCCACCAGGACCGCGUGGAGCAGAUCGCCGCCAUCGCACAGGAGCUCAAUGAGCUGGACUAUUACGACUCACCCAGUGUCAACGCCCGGUGCCAAAAGAUCUGUGACCAGUGGGACAAUCUAGGGGCCCUAACCCAGAAGCGGAGGGAAGCCCUGGAGCGGACAGAGAAACUGCUGGAAACCAUAGACCAGCUGUACUUGGAGUACGCCAAGCGGGCUGCACCCUUCAACAACUGGAUGGAGGGGGCCAUGGAGGACCUGCAGGACACCUUCAUCGUUCACACCAUCGAGGAGAUCCAGGGACUGACCACAGCCCACGAGCAGUUCAAGGCCACCCUCCCUGAUGCCGACAAGGAGCGCCUGGCUAUCCUGGGCAUCCACAACGAGGUGUCCAAGAUCGUCCAGACCUACCACGUCAACAUGGCGGGCACCAACCCCUACACAACCAUCACGCCUCAGGAGAUCAAUGGCAAAUGGGACCAUGUGCGGCAGCUGGUGCCUCGGCGGGACCAGGCCCUGACGGAGGAGCAUGCCCGCCAGCAGCACAACGAGAGGCUACGCAAGCAGUUUGGGGCCCAGGCCAACGUCAUCGGGCCCUGGAUCCAGACCAAGAUGGAGGAGAUUGGGCGGAUCUCCAUCGAGAUGCACGGGACCCUGGAGGAUCAGCUCAACCAUUUGAGACAGUAUGAGAAGAGCAUUGUCAACUACAAGCCCAAGAUCGACCAGCUGGAGGGCGACCACCAGCUCAUCCAGGAGGCGCUCAUCUUCGACAACAAGCACACCAACUACACCAUGGAGCACAUACGCGUGGGCUGGGAGCAGCUCCUCACCACCAUCGCCAGGACCAUCAACGAGGUGGAGAACCAGAUCCUGACCCGGGAUGCCAAGGGCAUCAGCCAGGAGCAGAUGAACGAGUUCCGGGCCUCCUUUAACCACUUCGACCGGGACCACUCCGGCACGCUGGGCCCCGAGGAGUUCAAAGCCUGCCUCAUCAGCUUGGGCUAUGAUAUUGGCAACGACCCCCAGGGAGAGGCAGAAUUUGCCCGAAUCAUGAGCAUUGUGGACCCCAACCGCCUGGGAGUGGUGACCUUCCAGGCCUUCAUCGAUUUCAUGUCCCGGGAGACGGCAGACACAGACACAGCAGACCAAGUCAUGGCUUCCUUCAAGAUCCUGGCCGGCGACAAGAACUACAUCACGGUGGACGAGCUGCGCCGGGAGCUGCCCCCGGACCAGGCCGAGUACUGCAUCGCUCGAAUGGCCCCCUACACCGGCCCUGACGCCGUGCCCGGUGCUCUGGACUACAUGUCCUUCUCCACGGCGCUCUACGGCGAGAGUGACCUCUAACCCGCCCUCCCGGCCGGCGCCUUAGCCCUGCAGGCCCCUCCCCGCUCCUCCGCUGCCCCUCCCCCGCCCGAGAGCUGGGACCCGGGGCCUCCAGCCUCCCUGCCUGCCCAGUGACAGUUUACAAAAUUAUUUUCUGCAAAAAAAAAAAAAAAAAGUUACGUUAAAAAAAGUAAAAAACCAAAAAACAGCAUAUUUUAUUAUAGAAAAAGUAUUUUUUUCUUCACCAGACUUAAAUGGAAAAGAGGAAAAAUUAACUAUUUGCACCAAAAUGUUUUGUGUUGUUGUGACAUAGGAAAAUAACCAAGCACAAUGUUAUAUUCCAUCCUUUUUAUUGAUUUUUUUUUCUAUCUGUUCCAUCUGCUGUAUCCAUUUCUCCAGUCUCAUGUCCACCUUGAUGUGGGAGAGGGGCAUGGGGUGGGAACAAUCUUGUCAGAAGGCACAUUGGUGCAUGUGUGUUUGCUAGCUCACUGUCCAUGAAAAUAUUUUAUGAUAUUAAAGAAAAUCUUUUGAAAUGGCUGUUUUUUAAGGAAGAGAAUUUAUGUGGCUUGUCUCAUUUUUAAGUCCAGAGGUAUGAUUGAC
Messenger RNA from Molossus molossus (Pallas's mastiff bat), 3487 nucleotides. RefSeq names its product actinin alpha 1 (gene ACTN1). Gene Ontology annotation, biological process: actin cytoskeleton organization; muscle cell development. The record is from RefSeq and is a predicted model, not a curated record. Gene Ontology annotation, molecular function: actin filament binding; calcium ion binding. The coding region runs from base 230 to 2908 and encodes 892 amino acids. The transcript is spliced from 21 exons. Gene Ontology annotation, cellular component: cell projection; Z disc; cortical actin cytoskeleton. NCBI's taxonomy places the organism in Eukaryota, Metazoa, Chordata, Mammalia, Chiroptera, Molossidae.